UCGCUCCCGUUAAAAAGUUUGGUCCUUUACUCCUUUUGUGUUUGGUAAUAGAAGUGGCGUUUAAAAAGUUUGGUCCUUUUUGUCAGCGAAGGUUUUGUCUCUUGACCGAACUUAGUUAAACCCUUAGUGCUAAUGCUAGAACUAAAGCAACUAAAUGGUUCUUCUCCACAAAAGCUUAGGACUUGUCAAACGAUUCUCAACCUCAUCGACAUCCUCUGCUUCCGAAUGGAAAACCCAACAGACUCUGUUCCGAUCAGCCACCGAGAUCUCUUCCAUCCUCUUACAACGACGCAACUGGAACACUCAUCUCCGCUACGUCAAAUCCAAGCUCCCGAGAGCGACACUCACACCGCCUCUGUUCCUCCAUAUCCUCCGCGAGACUCGAAACUCCCCUAAAACCGCUCUCGAGUUCUUCGACUGGGCCAAAACCCAUCUCCGUUUCGAGCCUGAUCUCAAGUCUCACUGUCGCGUCAUCGAAGUUGCCGCCGAAGCAGGUCUCUUGGAGCGAGCAGAAGCUCUCUUGCGUCCUCUGGUUGAGACCCAUUCAGCGUCUAUGAUCGUUGGGUCGAUGCAGCGGUGGUUUGAAGGUGAAGAAGGUUCGCUCUCUGUCUCUCUUAGCUUAGCUCUCGAGUGUUAUGUCUCAAAGAGUAGUAGUUACCAGAACGGCUUGGAAGUGUUUAGCUCGAUGAGAAGGUUGAGACUUUCGCUUUCGGUUAGCGCUUAUAACUCUCUUCUCGACUCUCUUGUUAAAGAGAAGCAGUUCGGAGUGGCUUUGUGUUUGUACUGUGCCAUGGUUCGAAACGGGGCUGUCUCCGAUGGGUUCACUUACGAUUUAUUAGCUCAGGUUCUGUGUGAACACGGGAGACACAAGAGUGUUGUUAAGCUGAUGGAGACAGGUGUUGAAAGCCGCAAGAUCUACACCAGUCUCGUGGAGUGUUACAGCAGAAACGGGGAGUUCGUUGCGGCGUUUGGCCUCAUUCGCGAGAUGGAUGACAAGAAACUGGAGCUGAGUUUCUCUUCUUACGGAUGCGUGUUGGAUGAUGUCUGCAGAUUUGGAGAUGCCGAGUUGAUCGAUAAGGUUCUUGUUCUGAUGGUAGAGAGAGAUGGUUCGAUUGUGGAUGAUGAGAUCAUCGAAAGGCUCUGCGAGAUGGGGAAAACGUUUGCCUCUGAGAUGCUUUUCCGCAGAGCUUGUAACGCUGGAACAGUGCGGUAUGAGACGUACGGUUGUAUGUUGAAGUCUCUGUCUAGAAACGGGAGAAGAAAAGAAGCUGUUGAUGUAUACCGAAUGAUCUGUCGGAAAGGUGUUUGGAUACAUGAUGAGAGUUGUUAUACCGAGUUCGCAAAUGCUCUAUGCAUAGAUCAUGAUGAUGAUGAUGAUGAUACUAACUCAGAGGAACUGCUUGUGGAUGUUAUAAACCGUGGUUACGUCCCCUGUACACGAAAGCUAUCAGAAGUCUUAGCUGCUAUGUGUAGGAAAAGAAGAUGGAACCAAGCAGAGAAGCUUCUUGAUUCGGUUAUGGAAAUGGAAGUUUAUUUCGACUCCUUUUCGUGCGGGUUGCUGAUGGAGCGCUAUUGCAGAACCGGGAAGUUGGAGAAGGCGAUGGUGCUUCAUGAGAAGAUAAAGAAGAUGAAAGGAAGCUUGGAUGUGAAUGCUUAUAACGCGGUUCUCGAUAGGCUUAUGACGAGGCAAAGAACCAUGGUGGAAGAGGCUGUUGGAGUGUUUGAGUACAUGAAAGAGAUGAGUACAAUGAACAGCAGGAGUUUUGCAAUCAUGAUUCAUGGGCUGUGUCGUGUGAAGGAGAUGAAGAAAGCUAUGAAGUAUCAUGAUGAAAUGUUGAAGUUGGGGUUGAAACCUGAUUUAGCAUCAUACAAACGUCUUAUCUUAGGUUUUAAAUGAAGAUUUCACUUUGUUUGUGCACAAAAAGCAAUGACUCAAACACACAGAGUUUGUUACAUUUAUUGGUCAAGACGAAGCCACUCAAGUUCCAGUUC
Raphanus sativus (radish) is the source of this 1992-nucleotide messenger RNA. RefSeq names its product pentatricopeptide repeat-containing protein At4g21170. Gene Ontology annotation, molecular function: protein binding. The transcript has a single exon. NCBI's taxonomy places the organism in Eukaryota, Viridiplantae, Streptophyta, Magnoliopsida, Brassicales, Brassicaceae. The coding region runs from base 155 to 1897 and encodes 580 amino acids. The record is from RefSeq and is a predicted model, not a curated record.